GAGGGCGAGCAGGGGGAGAGGCGAACAGAGGGUAGGGCUUUUUUGUUUCAUUUGCUUUAACUAACUUGGGCUGGGCUAGCUUAGAGUUUUUAAAAGUGGGCUUUUUUGGUCCGAUCCAAGUUAAUCUGGUCCAAUUAUGUAAAAAUCGGUGGACGGUUUGCUGUUUCAACAUCCAUGGUCUAUUUACUUUCUUUUUUUACUAUUUUAGUAACCAUAUAAAUAUACCCCUUUUUUUUAUUAUUUUUCCUUUCAGUGGUUUACUCUUCACUACCAACUCAAAGCCACACAACGCGAAGAAUAGCUAUAUAUACAAGACAUUUCUCAUGUUUCUUUCUUAAUACUUGGCCAAAAGCAUCACCCUGUCACUUGUUUCUCUUCUCACUUGUCUUAAAAGACAACUAGUUUUGGAGGCAAGCAAAGGCACGAAACACCCGGUACUAUCCUAAGUGGUUUAGAGAUUCUUUGGGUGCUGUUUUUAUUUUCUUCUCAAAAGAAAAAAAAUGGGUAAUGAGAAGGAGAAACUGAAGAAGAUGAACGGAUCCAUAAGGUCAAUUUUCAUGCAUGCGGAUGAUGUAGAUAUGUGGUUGAUGACUCUUGGCUUCAUCGGAGCCGUUGGUGAUGGUUUUUCUACACCUCUUGUAUUGCUUGUUACUAGCAAGUUGAUGAACAAUCUUGGUGGUUCUUCAGCUUUCACUGCAGACAUGUUCAUUCAUAACAUCAACAAGAAUUCAAUGGCUUUAUUGUAUUUGGCUUGCUGGUCUUGGGUUGCUUGUUUUCUAGAAGGAUUUUGUUGGUCAAGAACAGGCGAGAGACAAGCGACAAGAAUGAGAGCCGGGUAUUUGAAAGCUAUCUUAAGACAAGAUGUGGGAUACUUUGAUUUGCACGUUACAAGCACAGCUGAAGUUAUCACCAGUGUUUCAAAUGAUAGUCUAGUAAUCCAAGAUGUUCUCAGUGAAAAGGUGCCAAAUUUUCUGAUGAAUGUUGCAAUAUUUGUUGGGUGUUACAUGGUAGCAUUCAUAAUGCUAUGGAGACUAGCAAUAGUGGGGUUUCCUUUUGCUGUUGUUUUGGUGAUUCCUGGCUUAAUGUAUGGAAGAGGGUUGAUAGGAAUAGCUAGAAAGAUAAGUGAGGAAUACAAUAAGGCUGGAACUAUAGCAGAACAGGCAAUAUCUUCUAUAAGAACAGUUUAUUCCUUUGUUGGUGAGAGUAAAACCAUUGCAGAAUUCUCAGCAGCUUUACAAGUGUCCGUGAAGUUGGGAUUAAGACAAGGCUUGGCUAAAGGUCUUGCAAUUGGAAGCAAUGGGGUUGUUUUUGCCACUUGGUCUUUCAUGUCGUAUUAUGGCAGUAGGAUGGUUAUGUACCAUAACGCUCCAGGAGGGACUGUUUUCAUUGUUGCUGCCGCCAUUGCCAAGGGGGGCCUAUCAUUAGGAGCCAGUCUAUCAAACCUCAAGUAUUUCUCUGAAGCAUGUGCAGCUGGGGAACGGAUUAUGGAAGUGAUGAAAAGAGUCCCCAAUAUUGAUUCUGACAAUUUGGAAGGAGAAAUUUUGGAAAAAGUUACAGGAGCAGUUGAAUUUAGGCAUGUUGACUUUGCAUAUCCAUCAAGGCCUGACACCAUGGUUUUCAAAGAUUUAUGCCUCAACAUUCCAGCUGGAAAGACUGUGGCUUUAGUGGGUGGUAGUGGCUCAGGGAAAUCCACAGUCAUAGCACUACUACAAAGGUUUUAUGACCCACUUGGGGGAGAGAUACUGCUUGACGGAAUUUCCAUAGAUAAGCUGCAGGUCAAGUGGUUAAGAUCACAAAUGGGUUUGGUGAGUCAAGAGCCAGCACUUUUUGCUACAACCAUUAAGGAGAACAUACUUUUUGGCAAGGAAGAUGCUAGCAUGGACGAGGUUAUUGAUGCGGCCAAAGCCUCAAAUGCCCACAAUUUCAUAUCCCAAUUGCCUCAAGGUUAUGAAACUCAGGUUGGUGAAAGAGGGGUUCAAAUGUCUGGUGGACAAAAGCAAAGGAUUGCUAUAGCAAGAGCAAUAAUAAAAGCACCUCGAAUCCUUCUUCUAGAUGAAGCAACAAGUGCACUAGACUCAGAAUCCGAACAAGUUGUGCAACAAGCAAUAGACCAAGCUGCCGUUGGCCGCAGCUCCAUAAUAAUCGCCCACCGCCUUUCCACCAUUCGCAAUGCUGACCUCAUAGCAGUUGUUCAAAAGGGCCAGGUUAUUGAAAUAGGAUCGCAUGAUCAGUUGAUGGAAAAUGAUAUCGGUCACUAUGCUUCAUUAGUCCACCUUCAGCAAAUAGAGAAAGAAAAGACUCUUGAUGAAGCUAACUCAAAUUUAUCUACCUGUGCAUCAUCUUCAAUAUCAAAUAUAGACAUUUACAGCACAAGUAGUCAUAGACUUUCUUUUGUUAGUCGGUCCAGUUCCGCCAAUUCAUUUACUCGGAACCAUACUUUAUUGGCUGGAGAGUCCAUAGUGGAAGAGAAAAAAUUGCCAGUGCCAUCUUUUAGAAGAUUGUUGGCAUUGAACUUACCAGAAUGGAGACAAGCAAUAAUGGGGUGUUUAAGUGCUAUCCUAUUUGGUGCAGUUCAACCUGUUUAUGCAUUCUCACUAGGAUCUACGGUAUCAGUGUAUUUUCUAACUGAUCACAAUGAGAUCAAGGAGAAGACUAAGAUCUAUGCCUUAUGCUUUCUCGGGUUAUCGGUGUUUACAUUGCUGAUUAAUGUUGGUCAGCAUUAUAAUUUCGCAUACAUGGGAGAGUACUUGACAAAGAGGAUUCGAGAGAGGAUGCUUUCAAAGAUACUCACAUUUGAAAUAGGCUGGUUCGAUCAAGAUGAGAAUUCAAGUGGUGCUGUCUGCUCUAGACUUGCCAAGGAUGCUAAUGCGUUGAGAUCCUUGGUAGGUGACAGGAUGGCAUUGAUUGUGCAAACAAUGUCAGCAGUAACUAUAGCUUGCACCAUGGGCAUGGUCAUAGCUUGGCGGCUUGCAAUUGUUAUGAUUGCGGUUCAACCCAUCAUCAUCAUUUGUUUCUACACCAAACGCGUCUUGCUUAAAAGCAUGUCACAGAAGGCUAUUAAAGCCCAAGGUGAAAGCAGCAAGCUGGCUGCUGAGGCAGUUUCCAACCUCCGAACCAUCACCGCCUUCUCGUCCCAAGACAGAAUCUUGAAAAUGCUGGAACGGGCUCAAGAAGGUCCUCGAAGAGAGAGCAUCCGUCAAUCGUGGUUUGCUGGUAUUGGACUCGGCACGUCUCAAAGCCUAACAACUUGCACUUGGGCCUUAAACUUUUGGUAUGGUGGUAAACUCAUCUCUCAAGGCUACAUCACUGCAAAAGCUUUGUUUGAGACCUUCAUGAUCUUGGUAAGCACCGGCCGGGUGAUAGCCGAUGCUGGAAGCAUGACUUCUGACCUUGUUAAGGGCUUAGAAGCAAUUGGAUCAGUCUUUGCUAUAUUGGACCGAUUCACAACGAUUGAGCCUGAAGAUUCUAACGGACAUAACCCCGAAAAGAUAACAGGCCAUGUAGAACUUCAUGACAUAGACUUUGCAUACCCGGCUCGACCCAACAUUAUGAUCUUCAGAGCCUUUUCCCUCAACAUAGAUGCAGGUAAAUCAACUGCACUGGUUGGACAAAGUGGGUCGGGUAAAUCAACAAUCAUUGGAUUAAUCGAGAGAUUUUACGAUCCACUUGAUGGUGUAGUGGAAAUUGAUGGUAGAGAUAUAAGGUCAUACCAGCUUAGGUCACUAAGGAAACAUAUAGCAGUAGUUAGCCAAGAGCCUACAUUAUUUGCAGGCACCAUAAGAGAAAACAUUGCAUAUGGAGCAUCUGAUACGAUGGAUGAAUCACAGAUCAUAGAGGCUGCCAUGGCAGCCAAUGCUCAUGAAUUUAUUUCAGGGUUAAAAGAUGGUUACAAUACAUGGUGUGGUGAUAGGGGAAUGCAGCUCUCUGGGGGGCAAAAGCAGCGCAUUGCAAUAGCAAGGGCCAUAUUGAAAAACCCUGCAAUUUUGCUCUUAGAUGAGGCCACCAAUGCACUUGACAGUCAAUCAGAGAAAGCAGUACAAGAUGCACUUGAAAGGGUUAUGAUUGGGAGAACUAGUGUGGUAGUGGCUCACAGGCUAAGAACCAUUCAAAACUGUGACCAAAUUGCUGUGUUGCAUAAAGGGAAGAUAGUGGAGAAAGGGACCCAUCAAUCUUUGUUGGCUAAAGGUCCCACUGGAGCUUACUUCUCAUUGGUUAGCCUCCAAAGAAGACCCUUGUUGGCACAUAAUUAAAUUAACCUUGCAUAAAAUAAAUUAUGAAAAGUUACGAAUGUGAAAAGACUUGAAUAUGAAGAGUUAAUAAUGCGAAGAGACUUGAAGAUGAAAAGUUACACACAUGCAUGAAUAGUCACAACUCCUAUAGUAUUUAAGUUAUGUAAAUGAAUAGUCACAACUCCUAGCAUUUAGUGAUAUAGAUGAAUAGUCACUUACAACUCCUAUAUAAAGAGUUGUAUGUGAUGAAGAAUUAAUUGUGUGUGAGUGAAAGAAAAAGUUUAUUAGAAAGAAUUUGUUUCUUCCAUACAAAAUUUAUUUCUCUUCUCCAAUAUAUUCUUUAUCACUUUCUUUGUUUUA
This is a messenger RNA of Gossypium raimondii (Peruvian cotton), 4589 nucleotides long. RefSeq names its product ABC transporter B family member 15. Gene Ontology annotation, biological process: transmembrane transport. The record is from RefSeq and is a predicted model, not a curated record. Gene Ontology annotation, molecular function: ATP hydrolysis activity; ABC-type transporter activity; ATP binding. NCBI's taxonomy places the organism in Eukaryota, Viridiplantae, Streptophyta, Magnoliopsida, Malvales, Malvaceae. Gene Ontology annotation, cellular component: membrane. The transcript has 7 exons. Bases 501 to 4250 code for a protein of 1249 amino acids.